AUGAAUUUUAAAUACAGUUUUAUUUUUUUAUUUUUUAUCCAACUUGCAAUACGAUAUAAUAAUGCAAAGAUCACUGUAGACACGAUAUGUAAAGGUGGAAAACUAAUUCAAAUGAGUAAUCAUUACGAAUGUAAAUGUCCUUCUGGAUAUGCAUUAAAAACUGAAAACACUUGCGAGCCAAUUGUUAAGUGUGAUAAACUCGAAAAUAUAAAUAAAGUAUGUGGUGAAUAUUCUAUAUGUAUAAACCAGGGAAAUUUUGGCUUAGAAAAAGCUUUUGUAUGUAUGUGUACAAAUGGAUAUAUGUUAUCACAAAAUAUAUGUAAGCCAACAAGAUGUUAUAACUAUGAAUGUAACGCUGGAAAAUGUAUACUUGAUUCUAUUAACCCUAACAAUCCAGUAUGCUCAUGUGAUAUAGGAAAAAUUUUACAGAAUGGUAAAUGCACAGGUACAGGAGAAACUAAAUGUUUAUUGAAAUGUAAAGCUGCAGAAGAAUGCAAAUUGACUGGAAAACAUUAUGAGUGUGUUUCCAAACCCCAAGCACCAGGUACUGGUAGCGAAACGCCAUCAAAUAGCAGUUUUAUGAACGGAAUGUCAAUAAUCAGUAUUAUUGCAUUACUUGUUAUUUACGUGAUAGUAAUGUAA
Molecule: messenger RNA, 642 nt
Organism: Plasmodium berghei ANKA
Lineage: Eukaryota; Apicomplexa; Aconoidasida; Haemosporida; Plasmodiidae
Product: ookinete surface protein P28
Exons: 1
Coding region: 1-642 (213 amino acids)
Cellular component (GO): cell surface; membrane
Source: RefSeq, a predicted model, not a curated record